GCGAGCUUGUCUUUGCUGCAGAUCGAAAGCCUCCAGAAAACUUUUGAACCUGAGUUUACAUCAUGAUAAAACUCAAAGGGAUUCUUCUCUCUUUGUGCUUCUUCUUGCUCCUUGCUUCUAACGUAUUUGCAGAGACAGAUACGGAUGUGGACGUUGGGGCGGAUCCGGACGAUCAAACUGGAUUCAGAUACUGCUUCUGGCCAGUAUGUUGCUGCGAUCUACAACAGUCCAUUCUGGAGAUGCCCAAGGAUCUGAACUCCACCCAUGCAGAGCCCGACAGAUGUCCGUAUCUGUGCUGCUGCCGUGCCGAGCUGGAUGACGCAAUAGAUCCUCAUCAGAACAAGUCCAUUGUUCGAAUUCCAGCUUCUGCAUUGAUCUCUAAAGUUCCUGUGGAAGUGACUCCCAAAUUCUGCCUCGGAUGCUGUUGCAAGAAAGCUUACUAUCUGCAUUCUGAGCAUGAUAUAUAGUUCCCACGAUAGUGUAUAUGUGGGCAGUAAAUAAGACAAGCCGUGGGGCUUUCCUCUUUUGUUGUGGGAUCGAGGACGGCUUGCGGAAGUUCUGGCCAUUUCUUUCUGCCUAGUUUAACUACUAUAGUAUUGCUUGCUCUUAAUUUAUCUCUUUCAAGUCGUGAACGUUCGAAAGUCUUGUGAACGUGUCUUCUGCAGUAGCAAAUUGUGCUUGGAUCAGGUGGGGGUCUUCAUUUCGAUGACCUUGGGUUCAGAAAAUUUUGCUCACAUGUAGGCACUUGGGUCACUGGAUAUAUUAUAAUUGUCUGAUAAUAGAAUAAUACUUCAAGUGAUCCUUGAAGCAACCGAUUG
This is a messenger RNA of Marchantia polymorpha subsp. ruderalis, 818 nucleotides long. NCBI's taxonomy places the organism in Eukaryota, Viridiplantae, Streptophyta, Marchantiopsida, Marchantiales, Marchantiaceae. The record is from the annotation of a GenBank genome assembly.